This is a messenger RNA of Panicum virgatum (switchgrass), 919 nucleotides long. RefSeq lists its product as uncharacterized. Gene Ontology annotation, cellular component: plasma membrane. Bases 36 to 713 code for a protein of 225 amino acids. The transcript has a single exon. The record is from RefSeq and is a predicted model, not a curated record. Lineage: Eukaryota; Viridiplantae; Streptophyta; Magnoliopsida; Poales; Poaceae.
AGAUCGGCCGAUCGAUCCAGCGAGAGGCGGAGAAGAUGGCGGAGGAAGCCACCAAGACGAAGGGGAAGAAGGGGUUCCUCGCGAGGAGGAAGGCGCACUGCACGGCGUGCUGCGUGGCGCUGGCCGUGCUGCUCAUCCUGGGCGCGCUGGCCCUCGCCUUCUACUUCCGCUACCGCCCGCGGCCGCCGCGCGUGGUGGCGACGCCCGUCGACGUGAGCAUCGACGAGUUCGCGCUCCUCCCGCACCCGACCCUGCGGGUCUCCGUCGGCGUCCACGUCGUGGUGGCCAACCCGAGCAACUCGCCGUUCCGGUACGGCGCGUCGGUGGGCGCGGUCACCUACCACAGCGCGCCCGUCGGGGAGACGCUGGUGCCCGCCGGCGAGGUCGGCGGCCGCUCGACGGCGCGGGUGGAGCCGGCCACCGUGGUGGACGGCGUCAAGGUGGCCGAGAACCCGCACUUCGCGUCCGACGCCGUGGCGGGGAUGCUGCCGUUCGUGGCGGUGGUGCGGGUGGUGGGCAAGGCCCUGGUGCUGCGCGCCUUCGAGGUGCCCGUCGCCGUCGAGGUCGUGUGCCUCGUCCGCAUGUACGUGUUCCACGGCGAGAGCAGCUCGCGGUGCACCUCCACCGUGCGCGCCGGGCCCCGGGCGGCGGCCGCCGGCGAAAGGUCGUUCCCGGCGGCAGGCCAGUAUGCGCACGAGCACGAGCAUGAGUAGCCUGGUUCGAUUUGCUUGUGGCGCGCGGUCGCUUGGUUUACGAGGAGUACUCUCUGCAGUAAAAUUUCAGCAAUCUAGUAGCAGUAGUUUUUACGGGAUAUUUGUGAGCUCUGUUUUUUCACUGUAAAAUUGGAGUGUUACACAUAUGCUUCUACCGAUUUGUAGCUGUUUUUUGAGUGUUAUAAGAUCAGUUGUUUGGUUCGUUU